Messenger RNA from Ilex paraguariensis (yerba mate), 786 nucleotides. Lineage: Eukaryota; Viridiplantae; Streptophyta; Magnoliopsida; Aquifoliales; Aquifoliaceae. The record is from the annotation of a GenBank genome assembly.
AUGACGAUUGCAGUUGAUGCUGAUUUUGCUGAGAGUAAGGGGAACCGUGUGGUCGGAGAAGGAAGUAAGUCGCCGGAGUUGUAUGUCGAAACGUUGAAUGGGGAGGUCGGUGAUGGGAUGAAAAUUCAAGAGGGGAUAGAAUAUAAUCACAUGGAUGUAGGGGAUAAUGGGCAGGAGCAUAUGAGUGAGAAGGUAAUGAUAGAAGGUGGGACAGGUCAGGAACAAACAGUCUAUGCUAAUUGUGCGGAAGCGGACUCUGUGGCUAAUAUAUCUCAAAUUUUGGAGGAAAAUCAAAAGGGUCAAAAUGGUCUUGGGUCCGGAUCAUCAGAUAUCCAAGUUAGCCUUACAAUGGGCUUAUCACGAGUCAACCAAGAGUGGGCCAAAUCUAAUUGCAAUGGCCAAACUUUGAUGGCCCAACCUACACUAGUAUUAGAGAAGCAAACUAAAAAUGGGUUAAAUGUAGAUUCAGAUCAAAUGCGUAAAGAACUGGUUGAGAAGGGGCCAGAUAAAGGAAAGGGGAUUUUAUUUGAGAAAAAAGAAAGAAAGGGGUCUUUGAAGUCUUGGAAGCGAAGGGCAAGGUUGCAAAGUGGUUCAACAAUAGAGCUGUCUACAGUCAAGAAUGGCAUCAAGCGAAAGACGACGACUUCUUCUACAUUGUUGGAGGAGGAAGUACAGUCGGUGCCGAAGAAGAGGGGGUCAACUGUCCAGGUAUGUUCGGAAAAUGGAGUUUCUCUAUUUGAUUGUUUAAUGGCAGGUUCUGGGUUCCAAACUUGUCGAUCAUUAUAA